Molecule: messenger RNA, 1882 nt
Organism: Arvicola amphibius (Eurasian water vole)
Lineage: Eukaryota; Metazoa; Chordata; Mammalia; Rodentia; Cricetidae
Product: cytochrome c oxidase assembly protein COX20, mitochondrial
Exons: 4
Coding region: 124-477 (117 amino acids)
Biological process (GO): mitochondrial respiratory chain complex IV assembly
Cellular component (GO): mitochondrial inner membrane; mitochondrion
Source: RefSeq, a predicted model, not a curated record
AGCGGGCGUGGGCACAGCCACAGGAACUCUCCCUAAGAUGGCCGCCGCCGCCUCCGCCUCCGCGCGGGAGGGUGGGCGGGACCCUCAGCUUCCGUCGCGGGCCGGAAGUGACGACUGGCACCCAUGGCUGCCGCGCGAGAGCCCCAGGAGCCGGAGAGGAAGCCCUUUAAGCUCCUAGGAAUUUUAGAUGUUGAGAACAUUCCAUGUGCACGAGAAUCUAUCCUAUAUGGCUCACUAGGAUCCGUUGUGGCUGGACUUGGACAUUUCUUGGUGACCAGUAGAAUUAGGAGAUCAUGUGAUGUUGGAGUAGGAGGAUUUAUCCUGGUGACAUUAGGAUGCUGGUUCCAUUGUAGGUAUAAUUUUGCUAAGCAGAGAAUCCAGGAGAGAAUCGCCAGAGAAGGAAUUAAAAAUAAGAUUUUAUAUGAAAGCACCCACCUUGAUCCUGAAAGAAAACUCAAGAGCAGUAACAACAGCUGAGCAACCCUGAGCAUAGAGAGUGAACUACUUACUCCUCUGGAGCACCACAAAUGUAUAUACUGUGUACAAUUAAAAAAAAAAGCUCAUUGUGUGUGAAUUGUGUCACUUGCAUGAAAACCUUUCUGGUCUCGGGAGCCAGUACAGUAUGCUUGUUAACACUGCACAGCACUCAUGCCACGACACAAGAGUGUGAAACUUUCCUGUAUGCUGAAUGCACUAAACCAGACUGAAGGGGAAACUGCACUUCAACAAGGAUAUCCAUUACUGGUCCUACUGCUGUCAGGAUGACCCAAAGGACAAUGUCUGAAAUUAUUCUGUUCUCUAUCCUUCAACAACAAAACUUUUCCUUUUGAUCACCAUGAAGGGUGGGGUGCAGACUUAUAUAACUACCCAGAGUCAAUGAUGGUUUUUACACACACAUGUAUUACUAAGUUUCAGCUGGUAAGCACUUCAGGACUUAGCCAUUGAUAAGAGAAUUUGCAGUAUUUGUCAAUGGUGAUGGCCAACCUAUUGUUCUAACAAGCUGUGCACAGUGAGUGUUCUUAGGCUCUCAGAUUUAACCUAACAGGGUUGUUGAUUUAAGUUCUAGCUUUAUUAUACUGCAGUUAUUAUCUUACCGUGAAAGAGAAACCUUUCUUGGCCAGUACCAUUUCCAGUAUCUUCACUACUUACAAAGUUCAGUUUCACAGCAGCACAACUGAAUAAAAAGAAUCACAAAGCAUUUGUUUCCUUGGCCUCCCCGGAAUGUUUUCUAUUACUUCUGCAAGCACUGAUGUUUUAGCCUUGCACUCCUCACUGCAAGUGUCCCAAUGCUGCUAUCACAGGUGUAAUUACUACGGACCCCAACGACACCCGAGCCUCCACACCAGAAACCUUUGCCAACCUUCCAUUUCCCUCAGAAACUGGUGUGCCUUUAGUAGGCGAUUUUGCAUCAAGCCACAGCCACGUGCCACACAUGUAGGUUCCCAAAAGGUCAGGCUUAAUUUUGAAUUACAGUGCUAUGUAUUUACUAGGUAGGGUCUAAGAUACCAUGUCCACCCCAACCAAAAAUUUUAUUGCAGAUUUUAAGCUCAACCUACCUUCAACGCCCUCUUGUGCACAUUGCUUCCUUCAUGGUUCCGAUAAUCCCGAAUUUCAUACUAGGUGAUAUGGCAGUAGGUACCAGCUAAAUAGCUGAUUAAAAUAGAAUUGUAGUGUUAGUGGUGUUGAAGUUUCUUUUGGUAGUUUUAUCUAACAUCCUAGGCUGUACUCCUUUCCCUCCUCCCUUAACCCCUCCCUCUUUGAUUCCUUGCUUCUCCACCUCAGUAAAAGGACCUCAGGGAAAUUUAAUAGAACAGCUUUUUUCUAGACUCGUGACUUGUUGACUGAAUUUGGCAACAAUAAAUCUCAACUAUGCUAAAACCAG